UAUAAGUCUGUAAUAGAUAGGAGGACACUAGGGGAGUAAUGAGUAGGUGACUGUCAGUUACAUCGGAGUUCCGUGUGAUCGACGAACGCUGCAACGUACAGUGAGUAUCCUCGGCGCGUUCUUCGCUCCGAACAGAUAACAAAGCACCCAGGUGCAAUUUCGGCAUUUCCAUAACGGUACCGCGACUCAAUUCGCGAUCGCGGGGGGCGAUUAAUCUCGAUCGGCCCGAUCCGCCGUCGUGUGGAGAACCGGCCGCAAGUGUUGAAAAUCGUGAGGACAUUUACGUGCUAACGAAUUCCACUCCAUUCCACUUUUAUCAGAUUAUCAUGUCACGCUCCAUGCUGUUGCUAAUCCUGCUGGGUGUAUUAUUGCUCAAUUGUCAAGAGACACUUGGCCGAAGAGGACGUGGAAGGAGCCGGAGCAAGUCCCGCGUGCAAAUUGGACUGCCCAUCACCGGGAAGUACCGCGACCCGGAGAGCGAUCAAUAUUACAACAAUAAUAACGGAGCGAAGAUACUGCUGGCGUCGCAUUUCGAUUUGGAAUACGUUCUGGGGCACAAGAUAGCUUUCCUCUGCGUCGCCCGCGGCAAUCCGCGCCCGCACGUUACGUGGUUCAAGGAUGGCGCCGAGAUUUACACGCAUCACUACCUGCAUAUACACGAGUGGCAAGUCGGCCCCGAUAAAGUGAAAUCGAAACUCGAGAUCGAUCCCGCUACGCAGAUGGACGCGGGAGUCUACGAGUGCACGGCGGACAAUAUGUACAGCAUCGAUCGAAGGUCUUUCAAGACUGACUUCUCCAUCGCUUUCGAUUAGCGCGAGCAUUCGACGGCAUUUCAAAACGAAAUACGUACAGUUAGAUAGGAAAACAUAUAAAGGCCCAAGGUAAAACGUAAACUUUUUACGAUAGCCCCUAAGAAAACGGUAGACACUGAGAGAAAUUUAGGACGAUGUGCGCCGCCAUUGUUGCAGAGGAAAGUUAAAUUCGUCCGGAAUGUGAGAGAAAUUGUUCUCGGUCCUCGGUCGAAGCGCAGCUUCGGUAUCUAUUU
Vollenhovia emeryi is the source of this 1045-nucleotide messenger RNA. RefSeq names its product WAP, Kazal, immunoglobulin, Kunitz and NTR domain-containing protein 2. The transcript is spliced from 3 exons. Lineage: Eukaryota; Metazoa; Arthropoda; Insecta; Hymenoptera; Formicidae. The record is from RefSeq and is a predicted model, not a curated record. Gene Ontology annotation, biological process: cell-cell adhesion. Gene Ontology annotation, cellular component: cell-cell junction. Gene Ontology annotation, molecular function: cell adhesion molecule binding. Bases 327 to 812 code for a protein of 161 amino acids.